Messenger RNA from Strongyloides ratti, 1440 nucleotides. Its product is annotated as G protein-coupled receptor, rhodopsin-like family and GPCR, rhodopsin-like, 7TM domain and 7TM GPCR, serpentine receptor class w (Srw) family-containing protein. Bases 1 to 1440 code for a protein of 479 amino acids. Gene Ontology annotation, molecular function: G protein-coupled peptide receptor activity. The transcript has 5 exons. Gene Ontology annotation, biological process: G protein-coupled receptor signaling pathway. The record is from RefSeq and is a predicted model, not a curated record. Gene Ontology annotation, cellular component: membrane. NCBI's taxonomy places the organism in Eukaryota, Metazoa, Nematoda, Chromadorea, Rhabditida, Strongyloididae.
AUGAUAUUUUUUGAUGGUGUAUUUUAUUCAGAUAAAUGUCUUUCACCUAGAGCAUUACAUGAAUCAUCAAAUUUAGAGACAUUUAUGUAUACAUACAUCUUUCCUAUUCAAUUUGCGUUUGGAAUAAUAGGAAAUUCAUUAAAUUUAUGGAUAUUUGUUUCUGAUUCACUUAGAAAUAGAGCAAAUGACUUACUGGCUGCAGUUAGUUUAUGUGAUUUAGUUUUUUUAAUACUAAUGGUUCCUAUUAGUUUAUCACAUUUUGAAAGUAUAGGAAAUAUGUUAACAUUUCGAUAUUAUUAUUAUUAUUAUAAAUCAGAAAUAUCUGCUUUAGUCAAUUGGAUUUCAGCAGCAGCAAUAUGGUUAAUUUUUUUUGUUACCGCUGAAAGAUACUUGGUUAUAAAAUCACCAUUACGUCCCAAAAUUUAUUGGUGGAAUAGAAAAAGAUCAACACUACUUUUUUCAAUUUUUAUAUCAACAUUUUUAAUAACUUCUUAUCAUCAUUUUGAGUAUGAUUGUCAGAUGGUUUAUUUUUGUAAUGGAACACAAAUUCGAUCAUUCUGUUAUUCAGCUGGUUUCAAUAGUGGAAAUAAAAAUUGGGAUGGCACAACAAAUAGAACAUGGGAAGUUUCAAAUUUUAGAAAAUAUUAUAUUAUUUAUAGUACAGCAUGUAAUGUUCUUUUUGUUGUAUUAAUACCAAUAAUAGCUGUUGCUAUAUUAACUGUCCUUUUGAUAAAAAAUUUAGAUAGAGAAGAAGAAAUUUUACAGCAUGUUGAUGAGACCUGUUGUCAUAGAUUAUCCAUAUCACAUCACAGACAAAAAAGGAAAGUAACUAUAACAGUUAUUGCAAUAGCAUCAUGUUUUGCAUUUACUCAAGGUCCUUCAGCAGUAAUGUACUUUUGGGAAAUGUUUAUCGGAUUACCGGAACAACGACGAUUCAUUCACACAUUAAUGAGCAUUACAACGGGAUUAGUUAUAACUGGAAAAACAACAAAUUUUCUUUUAUUUUGUCUUAGUUCAGCACAUUUUAGAAGAAAAUUUGUUGCAAUAUUUUUAAAGAAAUUUCCAACUCUUGGGCAAUCAAAUAUUGCUAGGAAGUUGACAUCCCGAAGAGCAUCAGAAUUUUAUCAACAAAAAAAUGAAUUAAAUUUACCAAAAGAUAAUGAAUAUCAUGAUGAGACAGGAGGUAUGAAAAAGAAUAGUAAUGUUCCAAGAUCAGCAUCAGGAUACUUACAUCGACCAUCAAUUUUAAGAUCAAUUUCUAUAAAAAGUACUAGUUCAAAUAAAUCACAUGCAAGUAAUAAUGAGUUAACAUCCAAAAAAUAUGGUCAAAUUCUUCCAACAAGAAUUAAGGAAAAUAAAUGUUUGAUUAGGACGUCUUUACCAAUAGUAGUUGAAGCAAUUAACGAAAAUCGAAAAAACGAUACAUGUGAUGAAAUAUAG